Messenger RNA from Rhizophagus irregularis DAOM 181602=DAOM 197198, 276 nucleotides. Lineage: Eukaryota; Fungi; Glomeromycota; Glomeromycetes; Glomerales; Glomeraceae. The record is from RefSeq and is a predicted model, not a curated record.
AUGCAAAUUACCCGCACAUUACGUAAAGGUCCCUGGACUCUCGAUGAAGAAAGAAGACUUGUUAUAUUGGUUAAUCAGUUUGGUGCGGUUGGAAGUUGGCAACAAAUUUCAUCUCUGCUUGGGUCAAGGAACGCGCAUCAGUGUAGGAAAAGAUACCGUCAUCUUGUGAGAGCAAAUACCAUAAGAAGACCUUUUCCACCUAUUCCUCAAAAUUAUGCUCAUCCAACUUCAUUGGCACCUCAUUCAUAUACUGAGAUAGGAAACAUCAUAUUAUGA